This is a messenger RNA of Rhododendron vialii, 2561 nucleotides long. Its product is annotated as zinc finger BED domain-containing protein DAYSLEEPER-like. NCBI's taxonomy places the organism in Eukaryota, Viridiplantae, Streptophyta, Magnoliopsida, Ericales, Ericaceae. The coding region runs from base 261 to 2294 and encodes 677 amino acids. The record is from RefSeq and is a predicted model, not a curated record. The transcript is spliced from 2 exons. Gene Ontology annotation, molecular function: protein dimerization activity; DNA binding.
GUCCUUAUCCCCUGCUUCCAAAAAGGGCCUAAAACCCCAUAGCCGCCGCCCCAGCCCUAAAGGUCCAUUUAGGGUUUCCUGUUUUUUUUCCAAUUCCAAGCCCAUUACCUCCUCCCCCAAACCCCUCUGAAAAUUUGAAAAAAUGUUUAAAAGAAAACCUUAAACCCUAACCCUAGCUUGCAGUUGCACUGCCCCCUGGUUCGAAACAACUGGUUUCUCAUUUCGAAGAUCAUUGGUUUAGAGACUGCUUUUCUGUAGAUAUGAAUAUCCCUACCGAAAACAAUGAGCCCCCCAUUUUGGGUGCACAGUCUAACAAGCGGAGGAAGAAGUCCAUAGUGUGGGAUUACUUCACAAUCGAAACUGUUGGGGCUGACUGCACGAGGGCCUGCUGUAAGCAGUGCAAGAAAUCAUUUGCCUACAUUUCUGGUUCAAAGCUAGCUGGCACUAGUCACCUCAAACGACACAUUGUCUUAGGGAUCUGUCCAGUAAGCCGUCGUAACCAGGGAAAGAAUCAAUCGACUCCAUAUAGACCAGGUUUCAAACCCAAUGGUGCUGCUUGUGGUACUGACUCUCCUAGGAAGCGCUGUAGAACAGCCCCUGUAUUUCCCAGUAUAUCCUUCAAUCAGGACCUUUGUAACCACGAACUUGCCAAGAUGAUAAUUCUGCAUGAGUAUCCGCUCAACCUUGUGGAACAUCAUGGGUUCGUUGAUUUUGUACGAACCCUUCAGCCAAAAUUCAAUAUGGCUAGUGUUGAUUCUAUCCAAAUGGAUUGUGUGGGUGUCUACUUGAGUGAGAAGCAAAGACUUUUGAACUUCAUUUGUGGUAUACCCGGCCGAGUGAGCCUUACCUUGGAUUUGUGGACUACAGAUGAAACCAGAGGUUAUGUGUUUCUUACUGGACAGUUUGUUGAUCUUGAUUGGAAAUUGCAACGGCGCAUCCUGAACAUUAUUAUGGUUCCCUCUCCGGAUUCAGAAGUUGCCUUCAAUCACGCAGUUACACGUUGCCUAAAUGAUUGGGGUUUGGACAGCAAGCUAUUUACUCUCACUCUCGAUGAAUCCUUUGCAAACGUCACUGUAAGAGAAAAUCUCAGAGGGCUACUCUCCAUUAGGAAUCCACUUGUUCUCAAUGGUCAGUUACUGAUUGGAAACUGCUACGCCCAUGUUUUAACUUCUCUUACCCAAGAAGCAUUGGGUUCCAUGAAGGAAACCAUUAAGAAAGUUCGUGAAAGCGUGAAGUACGUGAAAACUUCCAAAUUUAUUGAAGAGAAAUUCAUUAAGCUGAAACAACAGCUUCAAGUGCCCAGCAUGAAGUGCCUAACCAUUGACAACCAAACAAAAUGGAACACUACUUACCAUAUGCUGGUGGCUGCCUUGGAAUUAAAAGAAGUCUUUUCUUGCUUGGAUACUUCUGAUCCAAAUUACAAUGAAACCCCCUCUAUGGAUGAGUGGAAGCAGUUGGAAACUCUCUGCGCGUAUUUAAAACUUUUUUUUGAAGCGGCUAACAUUUUAAUCGCCACAAUGCACCCAACUGCCAAUUUGUUCUUUCAUGAGGUGUGGAAAAUCCAGUUCGAACUGACACAUGGGAGCAUGAACGAGGAUCCCAUUGUCAGUACUCUUAUUAAACCCUUAAAAGAGAAGUUUGAUCAAUAUUGGAAGAAUUCCAAUAUGGUUCUCGCAAUUGCUGCAGUUAUGGACCCAAGGUUCAAAAUGAAGCUCGUGGACUUCAGCUUUUCUAGAAUCUAUGGCAACGAUGCUGAGAACUGGAUCAAGAUUGUUGAAGAGGGUGUUCAUGAACUCUUUCUUGAAUAUGUUGUGCAAUCACUUCCUCCGCCAACUUUUGUGCAAGAUGGAAAUGAAUUUUUUGUCAAGACGGAGCUGGUUGAAGAAGGAGAAACACUUCUUUCAACUGGUGAUGGGCUUUCAGAUUUCGAAGUCUAUAUCUCCGAAAUUACUGGUAACCAGCAGAUGAAGUCAGAAUUAGAUCAGUAUCUAGAGGAACCUCUUUUGCCCAGAGUACAAGAAUUUGAUGUUUUGGGAUGGUGGAAACUAAACACAUCUAAGUACCCCACUCUUUCCAAAAUGGCGUCUGAUGUUUUGUCGAUCCCAGUUUCUACUGUAGCUCCGGAUUCAGUGUUUGACACUGCGAGCGAGAAGAUGGAUAGUUAUCGGGCUUCUCUAAGGCCCGUGACACUUGAAGCCCUUAUCUGUGUGAAGGAUUGGAUGCGGUAUGGAUCUUCAGUGCAGGUUCGAUCUUCGAAAAUUUCAACUGCAAUUGUGAAAAUGGAGAAUUUUUAGGUUUACAGCCAUAUACACGACUGGUAUCCAACUUGUAGAUUAGGUGUCUUGGCUCUUUGUCUUUCUGUCUAUAGAGUUUAGUUGAAUUGAUUGAUCCCUAAUUCUUUCUUUUUAAGCCCAUCUGCUAGGAAAUUUUCACAGGUCCAACAGUUUUAAUGAUGUCUCUAUAGGAAUUUUGUCCAGAUUUUUUUGGUUAAAGGGAAUAAUCAUUUGUCCAACGAUUGCCAUAAAGCUUCAAUUGGCUAUAAAAAUGAUUUUCCCAGUAAU